Molecule: messenger RNA, 924 nt
Organism: Exophiala aquamarina CBS 119918
Lineage: Eukaryota; Fungi; Ascomycota; Eurotiomycetes; Chaetothyriales; Herpotrichiellaceae
Exons: 3
Coding region: 1-924 (307 amino acids)
Biological process (GO): xenobiotic detoxification by transmembrane export across the plasma membrane
Molecular function (GO): fluconazole transmembrane transporter activity
Source: RefSeq, a predicted model, not a curated record
AUGUACGCGCCUAUCAAGAUGCGCUAUGUCAUCGCAUUCUGGGCAGGCGCUGCCACGCUUGGGCCGGCGCUAGAGCCAGUCAUCUCUGGGUUUGCGGUAUCGGCUGAAGGUUGGAGGUGGAGCUCGUGGGAACUUCUCUGGCUCUCAGCACCCAUACUGCUGAUUUUGAUCGCAUUUCUGCCUGAAACAUCACACGAUACGAUCCUGCUGAGGCGAGCACAACGCCUCCGGCAGCGUACUUCCCGCAACGAGUUGAAAUCUCAGCCCGAGGUUGAUAUGGCUAGCUUCACGGUACUUGAAAUUGCACAGGACGCUUUGGUCAAACCAUGGCAGAUCAACGUCCUCGACCCGGCGCGGCGGUACUCUUCACCACAAUAUACACCGCAGCUCUAUGGCUUUAACCUCGGGCAAACUGGAUUACCAUUUCUCAUUGUCUUGGUGGCGCUAGUGAUAUCCAUUACUGGGUAUAUCGCUUUCUUCUAUUACCAUGCGGAGCCUAUCAUGCAGAGUCAGACAGGCUUUGGAUCACCCGAAGCGCGUCUGGUCCCAGGCCUAUAUGCUUCGUUCCUUGUUCCGGUUGCUUGUUUCAUGUUCGCGUGGACAACGAAGCAGUCUGUCCACUGGAUCGCGAGUGUGACUGGAAUGGGGCUGAACAUGUGUGGCACGUACACAGUGAUGCAGCGUAUGUUUCUGUACCUGCCAUUUACAUAUUCAAAAUACUCUGCGUCUCUGUUUGCAGCAAACAACCUUGCACGUAGGAGUUUUGCCGCUGGAGCAAUCUUAUUCUCUCGCCCAAUGUUCCUGCCUCUUACGGUGCCUGGUGGAGUUAGCAUGCUCCGUGGACUCACAAUCAUAUGCAUUGGAGGGAUUUUUCUGGACUACUUUUAUGUUGCAGCACGAGAGCACGUAGUAGAUUUGCAGUAG